Molecule: messenger RNA, 657 nt
Organism: Peronospora matthiolae
Lineage: Eukaryota; Oomycota; Peronosporomycetes; Peronosporales; Peronosporaceae
Source: the annotation of a GenBank genome assembly
AUGACCGCGGCGCUCAAGAAAGAGCUACGGCACCGCAUCACAUCCGCGACUCAAGCGCUUUCUGAUGCUGAGGUGAAGGCGCAAAGCUUCCUCUUGGCUGAAAAAGUAUGCGCACUGCCAGAGUUUGUGCGUGCCCGUGGGGUCAGCGUCUAUCUAGAGAUGCCCAAGGAAGCGACCACGUCGAAGCUUCUGGAAGCCGCUUUUGCAUCUAAUAAGAAGGUGUUUGUGCCUAAGAUUUUGGGCCCGUCAGCAGAUGAUCUCAUGAUGUUGCAGACAAUGGCGAUGAAGGACGUCCGCAGCUUUUCAAAGGACAAGUGGCACAUUCCAGAUCCGCCUUUACUAAUGGAUUGUGGCAUACCACGAGACGACGCCCUACAAGGCAACGAACUCGAACUCGUGCUGCUGCCCGGCGUAGCUUUCGAUCGUCGAGGAGGACGUCUAGGCCACGGGAAGGGGUAUUACGAUUCGUUCCUUCGUCGACUGGCGGCGCACUAUGACGCCAUCGGACGAUCUCCUCCUGUUACAGUCGGUCUAUGUCUAACACCGCAGCUUGUGAAGCAUGUGCCAUUGGCAUCGCAUGACUACGUGCUCGAUCUGGUUGUCACACCUGAGGAAGUCAUCCGUGUCAGAACCGAUAUGCUUUCUCGCUUAGGCUGA